AGGUGACACGGCUUCAUUGACUUCAUCUCUUGUCCACCAAAGAUUGGCCUGACCUAUCUGCGGGAAUAUGAAGCUGAUCCAAGUUGUGCAGUCUGGAUACUGUUGCCAGGAAAAUUUGAAACCUGUAGGAGCAGGACCGUUUCCUCCGUCACCACUAAGCCUAAGCCUACUGGCAGGCAAGCAGACGUCACUUCCUUGCCCUAUCAACAUGGCAUCGAAAGAACCCGUCUCUGUCGUCUGGUUCCGCGUAGCAGACGCCAAGCUGAACUCGUCCAGCGGUUUACCUCAAAGUAUUGACAGCAACCAGGAACCAAAGAAAGCUUACGCCUUGGUGGCUCCCGAGCCGCCAUUGACCAUAGUGUUGGGAGCAACUGUUGGACUAGUGGACGGUGCCCACUGGAAGCAGCCAUCGUGGAUCGGCAGGGCAUUCUUUUCACUGCUCAGUGAUCCGCCCGCUUUGCUUCUCAACCAAUUGAAUCCCUCUGACACCGGAAGUUACGUGUGCAACGUUUCGUACCGCGGUGACAACGUAACCGACGCGGGUGUGACCAUAACCGAGGCCAUCGUUGAGCUGUUCGUCGCAGUUCCUCAGCAGCCGCCGGUUAUUAAGGACUCCCAAGGCAACCAACUUCGUGCGACAGCAGGGCCUUACGCUGAAGGCGACACCGCACGGCUGACUUGCGCUGUGCCGGCCGCCGACCACAAGCUCACGCUCGCCUGGAGGCGAAACGGUCAACCGCUGGGCUCUACGCUCGCUACUGUUGCGACGCCUAGUGGAGGAUGGGCGAACCAACUCGACCUCGGCCCUCUAUUCCGUGAAGAUUUGUUCGCAAACAUUAGCUGCGUGGCGACCAGUGACGUCACUCUGCCUGCAGAAAGCUCGGUGCUAAUCGACAUGUUCCUGCCGCCAACUGAAGUUUCCAUCUGGAGCGGGCCUCAUGAGAACGUUGAUGCUACUGAAUUGCCUGUAAUCGACCCCUCAGCAACUGGGACUACGUCUUCGGCUUGGGCUUCGACAUCCUUUCACGAGCACAGGACCGGUAUCUCGCACGUCUUCCAAGGAACUUCUCGGACCGGAAAUGCGCAUCCGGAUUCGGCUGGCGGUUUCUACGCUCCACGCCGCUUCGAGUGCGAGGCAACCGGAAGUCGUCCGCCAGCAAACAUCACGUGGUUCCUGGACGGACUGCCGUUGGACGAGCGUCUCAGUCGCACUCACACUGAUGGAAACGUGACGGCAAGCGUGCUUCUCCUGUCGACUCGGAAGCACGCGGGAAAGCUUCUCGAAUGUCGGGCGACCAACGACAAUUUGAGGGAACUCCGAGGAGUGCUCAGUCGCCAUAUCACCGUUAAUGUGUCAAACAAUCCAGAAGUGAGCAUCAAGCUAGGCGCUGGUCUCAACGCCAGCCACAUUACGGAAGGAGUCGACGUGUACAUGGAGUGCUCCGUCCUCGUCGCAUCGAGAGUCACCGACGUCACGUGGAGUCGUGACGGGCAAGAGCUGGGCGCUGACCUGGACGAGGGCACGGUGGUGACUUCUCGCUACUUGGUGAUCCGCCGCGUGACACCCGGCCACACCGGAAGCUACGCGUGCCGAAUCACCAGCGUCCGAGGCGACACCGUCGAGAGCACGCCGCUUCUCAUCCGCGUCAGAUACCCUCCGAGGUGCGAUUCCGAGGAAGAUCGCAUCCUGCACGUUGAGGAAGACGCCGCCGUCAACGUCACCUGCAGCGUGCGAGCUGAUCCUAGCGAAGGCCUGCGCUAUUUCUGGUGGCUCGCGGAGAACGCAACGGACGCCACGAAAGCCACGGGGAGAAGCCAACCUGCCCGCCGCAAGCCAGGGCGCGUUCCGCUCGUCACGACAUCGAACCGCCUGGAAAUCAUCGCCAACGCUUCGCUCUUGGAUGCGACGCUCGCGUGCUGGGCAGAGAACGGCGUGGGAACUCAGAGGAGGCGCUGUCGAUUCAAGUUCGUAUACAAGGGUGGGAACUCACCCGGCCUGACGUGCCGCGUGGGGAACUACACCGACAGCUCGUUCUCGCUGACCUGUUUCACGCCCCUCGUCAACGGCACGACGACGUCGUCAGCGAAAUUGAAGCAACAACAGCGACUCCGAGUGCAAGUGUUCGACACUGGGGCGGCCAACCGAUCCGAACGGAGCUUCUGGAGCACGGACCUGGGUCCAAUACUCGUCAACCGACUCCGCUCGGCCACCGACUACUUGGUCGUGGUUCGAAUGCCUCCGGAGGCGAGCUUUCGGACCUACGUGCGCACCCUGGGCCCGGCCCAAACACAGAUUGGUCAAGGAGACGUGAAGAGGAACACUCAUGGUGGAAGCUCGACACUGGUCCUGAGCGUCAUCGUGUUGGCAUGCAGUCUCGUUCUCACCCUGAUGGCACUGAUCGGCAUCUACUGCACUCACGCCCGCCAGAAGCGGAGGAGGAAGCGACAAAAGCCACCGGACAAGGAAUACAAGAGCGACACCGGCUCCACUGGUUGUGAAGACGUUGACUCUGUGCACAUUCGAGACCACAAGGCCUACCUCGUGGCGACAGAUCGCUGCUGACAGGGCAGACCACACGCGCAGUGUAAUACCGAACAUGCAUUGACAGUCAUCGAUACCAGACCGCAGAGCCAUGGAUAUAUCGCGAUGUGGAACCCCGUCCCAUGAUGAGCGGAGCAGCUAAGGAGGCUAGCUUUAAGGUCUUGUACUCAUAGAUACUUUGUUUACUUGUAGGUAGGCCUACUUCACUGUAUAAUAAAUAUUGCGCACUAUUAUUUCUUUCCCAAUUACCUCUGGUCUGUGCAAUGACACCUCUCCUUCUUUACACGGCAAAGUAAAAAGAAAAUAUGAACGACAUAGAGCACCAUUUGCGGUUAUACCAACACAUUCAACAAUUUCGUAUUGGCGCGUUUUUCUAUAAGGUCGGAUGAUAUUAUAUAGAAUAUUGGAUGCGUAGAUUACGUGACAUAUGAGA
Dermacentor silvarum is the source of this 2975-nucleotide messenger RNA. RefSeq names its product hemicentin-2. The record is from RefSeq and is a predicted model, not a curated record. The transcript is spliced from 9 exons. Bases 68 to 2563 code for a protein of 831 amino acids. Lineage: Eukaryota; Metazoa; Arthropoda; Arachnida; Ixodida; Ixodidae.